This is a messenger RNA of Coregonus clupeaformis (lake whitefish), 3821 nucleotides long. RefSeq names its product PR domain zinc finger protein 1-like. Gene Ontology annotation, cellular component: cytoplasm; nucleus. Gene Ontology annotation, biological process: regulation of transcription by RNA polymerase II; cell fate commitment. The transcript has 7 exons. Gene Ontology annotation, molecular function: DNA-binding transcription repressor activity, RNA polymerase II-specific; histone deacetylase binding; RNA polymerase II cis-regulatory region sequence-specific DNA binding. NCBI's taxonomy places the organism in Eukaryota, Metazoa, Chordata, Actinopteri, Salmoniformes, Salmonidae. The coding region runs from base 297 to 2447 and encodes 716 amino acids. The record is from RefSeq and is a predicted model, not a curated record.
CACUGAUACCAAAAGGAUCUUACAGGGAGGAAUUGCUGGAAAAACAAAGAGAGAGUGACACUGGAAAUAUUGGAAGAGAAGAAACAGAGAGGACGUGAGGGAUGACAUAAGCAAAGAGAUGAUGAUCCCACAGCUAAAUGUCUAAAAACCUCGAGCUUUAACCAACGUACCUAAAGAAGAGGGUCCAGCCCUUAAAGUGAACCAAAGUAUCACCAAAGUAACGCCAUACCAAAGCACCCCAACCAAACCAAACCAAGUCCAGCGAGGGAGAGAGAAUCAACACAUAGAGUAUCAAGAUGAAGCUGGAGACAGCCCCAGAUAUGAGUGAGUGGCGAGAGGACGACUUUGCCCUCAACUGCACCUACAUCGUCCCUGACCAGACGUCAGACCCCAGCUUUGGCGUGCCCAAAGCCAUGACGUCCAUACCCCGCAACCUCACCUUUGAGUACAACACAGAGAAUGAGGUGACAGGCGUUUUCAGCAAAGAGUACAUUCCCCAAGGAACUCGUUUCGGGCCCCUGCAGGGUGACAUCUACACCAAAGACAACGUCCCCAAACAGGCCAACAGGAAAUACUUCUGGAGGAUCUAUAACAGGGGGCAGCUACACCACUUCAUCGACGGCUAUGACGUGCAGCGCAGCAACUGGAUGCGCUACGUCAACCCAGCACACUCGCUGUCCGAACAGAACCUGGUGGCGUGUCAGAAUGGACGUGACGUGUACUUCUACACCAUCCGGCCUGUGGAGGCCAAUCAGGAGCUGCUGGUGUGGUACAGCCAAGAGUUCGCCCAGAGACUGUGCAGCCAACCGGUAGACGAGCUCAAACAAAAACACAUAUGCGGAGAUGUCAGAGAAUCUGAGUUCACCAAACAACACCUACUUCAGCAGACCUGGCUCCUGGAAAAGAAGGACGAUAUGAAGGAUGAGAGAGAGGAUGAAGGAGAGGAAAGAAUCGACGUGGAGGUGCUGGAGAGAGACACUCCACCCGACACGCCAGACGACCAAAUCAUGGACUUCAGCCAGAAGAUGGAGAAGGAGGAGGUGACCCAGGACCACCAGGGAGCCAUACCCUCUCCUCAACCUGACCAGAGAGAGCCCAACCUGGCAUCUCACGUCUACGGUUUCCCUGAGCACCACCCUACUGCCCACUCCCCACACCGCGACCUUCCCCUCCACCUCCACGGGCUCUACAGCCACAGAGAGGGCCUAGUGUCCUCCUACCCCCUCUACCACCCCUCCAGACCCCUUCAAUCCCCCUACCAGCUUCUCCCCACAUACAGCAGCCCCCACUACCCCCAACCCCUCCUCCCCCAGUACUCCCCACCCUUCCCUGGGAUGCUCCCCUCCAGAGGCCCCCUGCAGUACAGCAGCUACCUGGGUAGCGAUGGACUUUCAUACCCCUCCAUGACCCACCAGCCUGGUCUGCUCCCAGUGCCUCUGCCCUACCUCGGAGCUACUCAGGGAGGGCUGAAGGAGAGGACCCCAAAUAUGUCACCUCCUCGUGGGGCCCCAGCCACCCCAGAACUCUCCCCCCUGCCCAAGCAGGAGCACCAAACGCCCCCACAGUCACCCUCUGGCUGUGAGGAAGCCAUGAACCUCAGCCUGGCCAUGCCAAAGAGCAGCCCCUCACCACCCCCUGCCCCUGGGCACAAAUCCCUUCCCUACCCCCUGAAGAAACAGAAUGGCAAGAUCAAAUACGAGUGCAACGUCUGCCUCAAGACUUUCGGACAGCUGUCCAACCUCAAGGUGCAUCUGAGAGUUCACAGUGGAGAGAGGCCUUACCAAUGUCACCUCUGUAAGAAGACCUUCACCCAGCUAGCCCACCUGCAGAAGCACAACCUGGUCCACACAGGAGAGAAACCACACAAGUGCACGGUGUGUCACAAGCGCUUCAGCAGCACCAGCAACCUCAAGACCCACCUACGGCUCCACUCGGGUGAGAAGCCCUACGAGUGCAAGCUGUGCAGCACCAAGUUCACCCAGUACAUCCACCUCAAGCUGCACCGACGCCUGCAUAGCACCCGCGACCGCCCCUACCACUGCCCGCUCUGCGCCCACACCUUCCUCCACCGCUUCUCGCUGCGCGUCCACCAACGCAGCUGUUGCCCCGCCUCCGCCCGUGCCCACGCUAACCCCCAUGCCCACGCCCACAUCUGCGAGCUGGUCGAGCGCUUUGACACCAGCCCCGAGGCGGACACGCUGCCUGAAGGGGCAGGGCCGGCCCAGGUGGAAGCUGCAGUGGAGCACUGGGUGGCCCGGAGCUUGGAAGGGCGAGAGGGCAAGGAGGACCAGAGUGAAGCCACCCUGCUGCUCAAGGCCCUCACGGCGGCCAUUAACACCCCAGCUCCUCCCACCACCUCAUCUCAAAGCCCUACUUCAGCCUAUCAGGAGAGGGCUAGCGUGGUACACCUCUACAACCGGCCAAUGUUGAAGAUGCAAGGGCAGUAGGGCGAAGUGGAAGGACCCUUGUGGGGAAGGAAUAAGAGAGACAUUUUUAGGGUCUACCUCCUGAAAGAAGGCCAUAUAAUGGUGCAAAGCCAGAGAACAAUCGAUAAAGUAGUCGCCAAAAAAAGUAUUUCCUAAAGGGGAAGAGAGACUAUGAAAAGCCAAUGAGAGAGCACCACCAAAACAAAGACCAUUCCAAAGACAUAGAGUUUUCUAAUUAGCUGUGAGGUACUCGUAACUGUUUUCACUCAGGUUUACAGGUGUAAUUUACAUGGGAUGUGUGAGAGAGUUUGCUGUACCCUCCUUUUUUUCUGAGAGCUUGUCAGCUAUAGUUGUUCAUUUGAGUGAUUAUUUUAAUUGUUAGCGUAAUGUUACAUGUCUUGAUACUUCCAUGGAGGCUUAUUCCUGGGAAAACCACUGGACCAUUGCCAGGAACUAUUUAUGGGAUAUUUCAUGUUUUUAUUGGUGGACAAGUCUUUGUGUGCAUUUAUUUAUUUUUGCUAAAAGGGAAGACCAAGGAUAAUUUUUUUUACUUAAAUAGUAUAUUCUAAUGUAAUGUAACAAAAUGGAAAAAAGCAAACUAAAAAUAGUCUGAAUUUUAUAAUGUUCCGGUUCGAUGCAAAUAGCUUCUCAGGACUUCCUGUGAAUCAUCUAGCGAUGUAUUGGAGGUGCAUACUUCUGCACAGAAACUUGCAAAAAAAAGAAAAAACUUUUGUUUCUCUAUUUUUCUUUGUAUUUUUGUAUGUUAAAACAUGUUAAGACAGUGCAUUUGUAUUUGAAUUUGUAAGACAUUUUUAACAGUUAUGUUUUUCAUUUAUUUGCAUUGUGUUCCUGAAUAUAUCCUGAGAUAGCAUUGUGUUUCUAGGUCUUUCUCUUUGAUUCAGUUGUUAUCUACAGACUGUCGAUAAAGCUUUAUUUCAUUUGUCCUCCAUACUGGUGGUAGAUUUGAGCCAGAACCAAAUGUAGUCUGUACUGCACAUACCCCUUUACUCAGUCUGCUCCUAGUACUACUGUAUAUAUGCUCAGGUGAAUGGCUCUAGACUCUUGUUAUUUUACCAAAACUAUCGACAAAAGUACCUCAUACGAGAGCUGUAAAUUUCCACUAGUACUGGAAAAGGCCGGAACUAGAUCCAUGUGCACCAAGGUUUCUGUUACCUAAAACAAAAAUGGUGGAACUGUUCUAACAUUAUUACUACUCUAAGUGAGUCGUGAAUACAGGGUUUUUUUGUAUACAUAUUUGUAAUUUUUGUACAGUAUGUUUGUCUAUGUAGUUAAUUUUUUGACCAAGGUUAUGAUAUGUGGAUACAUUAUGUCAGAGACUAUUUUGAUAAUACUUUUAUAAUAAAUGUAGCACAUUAAACAUAUUGUUUCUCAAAA